AUUGAAGGUUCGAAACACAAACACGCGCAAACAGAGAGAGAGAGAGAGCAGCUAGCCAUGGCGUCGACGCAGGAGACCCCGGAGAAGCGGGCGGAGGAGGCCGAGGCGAGGAAGGCCUCGGACGAGCUCGCUCAAAUCCGCAGCGAGCGUGAGGGCGAGCAGCAUGACAAGGAGCAUCAAGCGGGAGAGGAGGAGCAGCGGAGGGGCGUCUUGGGGAGCAUCCAGGAAGGCACCAAGUCCCUCCUGAGAACCGUCAAGGAGGUCGCCACCGGCAAAGCUCAUGAUGUUUCCGAGAAGGCCGGGGAGACCAAGGACGCGGCGGCCGAGAAGGCGAAGGAGACUAAGGACGUCACCAUGCAAAAGAUGGGAGAGUACAAGGACUCAGCCGCAGAGAAGGCGAAGGAGUACAGAGACUGGGCUGCUGAGAAGGCGAAGGAAGGAAAGGACACAACCAUGCAGAAGGCCGAAGAGUAUAAAGACACUGCGGCCGAGAAGGCGAGGGUGGCCAGGGACACAAGCAUGCAAAAGGCCGGGGAGUAUAAAGACUCCACGGCCCAGAAGCUGGGAGAGGCAAAGGACACUACCAUGGAGAAAGCUAGAGAGUAUAAGGAUGCUGCAGUGGAGAAGGCGAAGGAGAUGAAAGAUGCUAGCAUGCACAAGACAGGGGAGACCAAAGAAUCAGCAAGUGAGAAGGCGAGGGGGGCAAAGGAUGUAAGCAUGGAGAAGACAGGAGAUUACAAAGAGUUGGCCGGCGAGAAGGCGAGAGCGGAAGCUGAGAAGGCGAGGGAAGCGAAGGAAGGUAGCAUCCAGAAGACGGGAGAGUACAAAGAAUUAGCAAGUGAGAAGGCAAGAGAGGCAGCCGAGAAGGCGAGGGAAGCGAAGGAAGCUAGCAUGCAGAAGACGGGAGAGUACAAAGAAUUUGCAAGUGAGAAGGCGAGAGAGGCAGCCGAGAAGGCGAGGGAGGCUAAGGACACUGCUGCGGAGAGAACAACAGAGGGGAAAGAGACUACUAAGGGGAAGAUGGAGGAGUACAAGGUAUCAGCGGCUGACGCGGGGCGAAAAGCCAUGGAAUACUUGACUGGCAAGGAGGCGGCGGCUAGGCAGAAGGCCGCUGAGACAGGAGAAUCCGCGAAGGAAAAGUUGGAUGAGACAGAGGAGUCCGCGAAGCAGAAGCUGGAAGAGGCUACGGAGAGGGCAAAGGAAAAAGACGAAGAAGAGAAAAAAAAGGCUGAGGAACGCCAGGAGGUGGCCGAGAAGGGAAGAUCUGCUGGGGGGAGUAUAUUUAGCUCGAUUGGGAGCGUAACGGGGGCGAUCAAGGAGAAGCUAACUAUGCCGAAGGAGGUGGAGAAGAAGAAGAGAGAGGAGCAUGGUGGAGGAGGAGGUGGAGAGAAGGUGGCGGAGCACUACGAGGGGCAUGGAGGUCCUGGUGGAGGAAGAGAGGAGGAUGUGGUGAUGCGAGCAAAGGAUGCUGACCAGAUGACGGGUCAGACGUUCAACGAUGUGGGGCCAUUGGGAGGGGAAGAGACUGGUCGUGUUGACCGCCCAGGGAGGAUGUGAUCAGAUUCAGGUUGGGUUCGUGAUAUGGUUUACAUAUGUGGGCGUCUUCUGUAAUUUUUGUUUUGUUCUUUCUGUGGUGUUUUUCUUGUAUUUUGUGGUGAAUCAGUUUAGUGUUAAGGCUAGGGAUCUUGCGUUGAUGUUUGUAAUUGGAUGGAUGGUUAUAGCGUUGCAGAAUGUUUUUGUGAUUGAUGGUGAUUGGAUACGUAACUGUUUGCAUGGCA
Elaeis guineensis (African oil palm) is the source of this 1778-nucleotide messenger RNA. The record is from RefSeq and is a predicted model, not a curated record. Lineage: Eukaryota; Viridiplantae; Streptophyta; Magnoliopsida; Arecales; Arecaceae.